UACGAAUUGAUUAUGGGUUUGGUUUACAGUGUUUGGUCUGAUAAAAAUACUAAAACUCUGCGUUUUAAGCGUCUCAAGCUUAGGGCUUCCGUGUUCUUUCUUCCAGAACUCAACCUUGCCGUCUCCGAUUUUCAGAGCCUUGUCACUUCGCCUCCCAUUUGUUAUCUCUUCAACUUCCCUGUGGUUCAAUGUAUCUGUUUUAAUUCUGCCAUAAUUUUUAUUCACAUUGGAUCGAGAUUCCAUGUCGACGUCUCCGUUUCCUUCGUCUCAAAUCUAUAAAUAUGAGCGAAUUGAGAGUAGGACGGAUACAGUAAUGCUCCGGAUGAACAACAACUUCUACUUUGUUCUUCUCAAGAUAAUGGUGCGGACAGAUGAAUCUUUGAGGAGCGAACUUGAGAGAUUACGGCUUGCAGUUGAGAGACUCAAGGGUAAGGAGCUUGAAGGUAUGAGUUUUUGGGAACUUAUUUCUCUUGAAAAGCGGUUGAAUGAUAGCUUGCAUAGCGUCAAAAAGGUAGGAAGAUCCCGGUUAUAGGUUAAGAGCAAGGCUCCUCAAAUUUUAUCAUCAUCAGCUCUUACUCUAAGUUACCUUUCACGAUCUAAGACACCACCGCUGAAAAGAGGACACAAUAGAGAGGCUGAUGACUCGACGGAUUGAUCAGCAUUGUCGUCUGCUGUGACGGAGGAGUGAUUCGAUGAGGAUAAUUGGGCUUCUGUGGUGGAUAAUGAAGCUGGGUAGAGUCUGAGAACGAGAAUGGCGGAAAAUAAGAAUAUAGGAGGGAGAAGAGAAAGGAGGCUGCAUUGAAGAAAGCUAUACAUUGGUGAUGAGAGAUGAUGAGGAUGAGAGUGAUGAUGAGGAUUAGGUUUUAGUUCCAUUUUUUCUGCAAUGUGAAUACUGAAAGUCUUAGAAUCAAAAUGAUGAAAAUUCAGGAAUAAAUUUAAUCGCUAAACCCAACUCUUUUUGGUUGUUGCUCUGAAAAUUACAUCAUUGUUCAUCAAUGCAUUUUUGAUUUCGGUUUUAAUUCAUUGUAUAAUUAUACUUUUUAGUUAACACAUUUUCAUAGUUGUGAAA
Molecule: messenger RNA, 1069 nt
Organism: Raphanus sativus (radish)
Lineage: Eukaryota; Viridiplantae; Streptophyta; Magnoliopsida; Brassicales; Brassicaceae
Product: agamous-like MADS-box protein AGL18
Exons: 4
Coding region: 242-532 (96 amino acids)
Biological process (GO): regulation of DNA-templated transcription
Cellular component (GO): nucleus
Molecular function (GO): DNA-binding transcription factor activity
Source: RefSeq, a predicted model, not a curated record